Molecule: messenger RNA, 1116 nt
Organism: Saccostrea cuccullata (small rock oyster)
Lineage: Eukaryota; Metazoa; Mollusca; Bivalvia; Ostreida; Ostreidae
Product: phospholipid-transporting ATPase ABCA3-like
Exons: 5
Biological process (GO): lipid transport; transmembrane transport
Cellular component (GO): intracellular membrane-bounded organelle; membrane
Molecular function (GO): ABC-type transporter activity; lipid carrier activity
Source: RefSeq, a predicted model, not a curated record
GGUUUGCCAGUGAAGCCGAUCUGUUAGAAUAUUUACGUCGAUCUGACAAUGAUUACGGGUACGGGUCUUACUAUGAUGUCACAGGAAUCGUAUUUGACCCGUCUCAUUCCUACAACUCCGUUCUCCCAGAUGCUAUAUCCUACUCCCUGCGUAUGAGUGGAGAGUGGAAAACUGAAGAAAAAUUCGCUGAUAAAUCUUUUAACCCUGGACCUGCAUGGGAGUAUCAAUACACGGGCCGAGGCUUCUUAGGAAUCAAACAUGCUAUAGAUGCUGCGAUAAUCAAGUAUUUCAAUUCCUCCGUCAAUCUGAUGGAUAUCAAUACACAGCGAAUGCCCUACCCGCCAUAUCUGGAGAACACGAUGGGACAGUUUAUCAGGAUAUCUGUUUCUACAACAACCGUCCUGGGCCUUAUUCUGUCGGCCUUACAGCUAACGAAAGAAAUCGUGUAUGACAGAGAAAAGAAGCUGAAGGAAACCAUGAGGAUGAUGGGACUGAGUUCCUUUGUUUACUGGUUCUCCUGGUUUUUUAAAGGAUUUAUCUAUCUGAUCAUCACCUUCGCCAUCACUGUUCUCAUCUUUCAGGCUGGACCCAACAAGAUGUUCCAAUUCUCGGACUCCUCUUUACUUUUCUUCUUCUAUCUGUCCUACGCAGUCUCUGUCGUGUCCUACUGCUUUUUGUUCAGCACAUUUUUUAACAAAGCGAAUACAGCAUCGUAUUUUGCUGGGUUUUUCUUCUUUGCUACAAUAAUUCCAAACUUUGCCUUGGAUUCGAAGUACGAAGAUAUGACGCGGUCUCAGAAGAUGGCGAUAUGCUUAAUAAACAACAUGGCUAUGGCGUUUGGUUUUACAUCGGUAUCAGAAUAUGAAGUGACAGGUAAAGGAGUUAAGUGGAAUACCUUCACAAAACCACCAACAGUCGAUGGGAAUUUUUCCUUCGGUGACGCCAUCUUGAUGCUCUGGGUAGAUAGUGCCAUCUAUCUUUUGAUCACGUGGUACAUAGACGGUGUCAGACCUGGAGAAUACGGAGUUCCGCAACCAUUUUAUUUUCCAUUUACGGUUUGAUUGCAAUUUAUUCGUGGUGUUUGUUGUUGAGAGGGAAAAGGAAAAAUAGGGUUGC